This is a messenger RNA of Suillus bovinus, 1005 nucleotides long. RefSeq lists its product as uncharacterized. The transcript has 12 exons. The record is from RefSeq and is a predicted model, not a curated record. Bases 127 to 729 code for a protein of 200 amino acids. NCBI's taxonomy places the organism in Eukaryota, Fungi, Basidiomycota, Agaricomycetes, Boletales, Suillaceae.
UCAAGAUUUACUCAUAGGUGUGAAAGACCAUUGAAAUUUUAGACGUGCGGUUGACUCGGAAGGGUCGCCUUGUGUCCGAAACUCAAUGGUCUGCUAACGGCAGCACGUUUACCUUUUGAUGGUCGCAUGGUCCGUCACGCCUUACAACAGUUAGCCUUGGUGAUGGUAUUUCAACUUAUCUCCCCUCAACUCCACACUUCAUGUGACAAUGUUUGCUUCUCCGAAUCGACUAAAGCAGAAUUCAGGAACCAAACGCUGGACUAUAUCUACCACAAACGCUUUAACCUUUCAUCAUCUGUCCUCCAAGCUUACCGCUCGCCCUCUAACAAAAUGCCUAUAGUCUCAGAUGAUCCCUCUUGGUGGCCGACCAUUAAUGCAAGCAUGAUUUCUAGCUAUUUUAUAGUGGCUGCCUCUGUUGGAGUGGGGUACGAUUGGGCACUGACGUUAGCACAAGAGGUCGAAUUGAUCUGGAGGCAACGUUGGUCCCUGAUGACUGCUUUGUAUCUAUGUCUGCGCUAUAUUGGACUAGCAUUUGCCGUCGUCAGCAUAUUGUCUCAAGUCCCGACAAUUUCGUUGACAGAUACAGUGAGCCAUAUUUACUUUAUCGCAAUAAAUUGGAUGACUUUUGUUUUGACUGGAAUGCUAAGUGUCAUCAUGAUCGUUCGAUUAUAUGCCAUGUAUCAGCGAUCUAGAAAAUGUGACGAUUGCCGGAAAAGUAACCAAAAAUAGUUCAGCGGUGGUACUCGUUCUCUCUGGCAACUACUAUGUGUGCUCCCCGAGUUUUGACGGAAUUGGCGUACUUCUAGUUGACAUCACUUGGAUAAUCAGUAUUGCAUGGGAAGUCCUCGCACUGUGUCUUGCAAUCUUGGUUGCUGUAAAACACAUCCGUGAACUGCGACAAUCAUCAGCAGGACGGAUUGUCGAGGACUGUUUCACAGUGCUGAUAAAAACUCACGUGGCUUACUUUACGAGGUGAGUUCAUGAUGUUUAUGCGGUUCUCUUUUU